AUGGACCUGGAGGUGGGCGCCCGCGUGGCGUUCGGCGCCGGCAAGAGCGGCAUCGUGCGCUUCGUGGGCGAGACGGACUUCGCCAGCGGCGAGUGGGUGGGCAUCGAGCUGGAGCGGCCCGAGGGCAAGAACAACGGCGAGCUCAACGGCCGCGUCUACUUCACGUGCGCGCCCAACCACGGGCUCUUCGUCAAGAAGUCCAUGGUGCGCGCGGUGCUGGGCUCCUCUUCCUCCAGCGCUUCAGGCGCUGCCAAGGCGCCGCUGAGCCGCCGGCUCUCUGGCGUGGGUAGCGGGACGGCGCGCCGCCUGUCGGGCGUGGGGGCGUCUUCGUCCAUCCCGGCGCCUUCCUCGACCGGCAGCAGCUCCGCGAGCUCGCGGCUGUCGACGCCCAGGACGCGCGCGUCCAUGAUCACGCCCAGCAGUCGCUCGAGCAUCUCUGCGGCGGCGUCCGCGGCCUCUGCUUCAGCCUCGCGGCUGUCGCUUGAGCGCCGCACGUCUGGGGGCUCCGCCGCGUCCGCCAGCGCCUCGGUGUCAGACGACCAGCUCGCUGACGCGCGCGCGCGAAUCUCAAAGCUGGAGGAGGAGCUGGAGCAGAAGAACAGGCACGUGGAGCAGCUGAGACAGAGCGUGUCGGUGAUGAAGGAGGCGGCGGCGGCCAACAGCGAGAAGAUCAAGCUGCUGGAGGAGCAGGGGCAGGAGCAGGAGAAACAGAUCGAGGAGCUCGCCGCUGCUGGCCAGGAAGAGCAGGAACAGGCACAGGUAGAUGAAGACGGAGACGAGAAGAUGGAGGAGGAUGAAGUGCUGGAGGAGCAGGACGCCUUGUCUCCGCAGGAGGAGCUGGCGCAGCAGGUGGAGCUCAUCCGAGAGGAGGCGGAGGAGCACGUGCGCUCCGUGCGCGCGGAGCUGGAGGACCAUAUUGCGGAGCUGCAGGCUGAGCACGAGGAGCAGCUGGACGAGCUGAGGCUCGAGAACGCAACGCAGGCGUCGGAGAUUAAGGCGCUGGAGGCGGAGGUGGCGCAGCAGAAGACGCGCAUUGCCGCGUUCACGGCUGCGGAGCAGAAGAAAGCGGAGGAGGUCGCCAUGGCGGUUGCCAAGUCGAGCUCUGGCGCGCGUAAGGUGGAAGCGCUGGAGAAGCAACUGGCAGAGCUCCAGGAUAUGAUCGAGAUGAUGACCUUGGAGAAGGAGACCAUUGAGAUGGAUAAGGAAAUCGCCGAAGAGCACGCCGAGGAGCUGCAGCAGGAGGUCGAGAAGUUGAAGGCUGCUAUGGCGCUGUCGGCUACUACUGGAUCGGAUUCUGAGGUAUCUGCGAGCAGUGGGGACUUGGCAGACGAGAACAGAAAGCUCCGAGCUGCGGUGAAGACCUUGCACGAGCGCGCGUCGGAGGAAAAGGCUGAUCUGAGCAAGAAGCUGCGUCAGGCUCAACGUGAGAACGCUGAACUUGUGUCGCUGCGGGAAGAGGUUGAAGAGCUGACUACGAAAAAGAACACUCUCGAAAGCGAAGCCGAGGAGCUAAAGGAGAUGCUGGAUGUGGCGAAUGCUUACGAGUCCAUGGUCGAAGAUUUAACCGAGAAGAACUUGACUUUGGGCGAAAAGUUGGCAGAGCUGGAGACCACGGUGCAAUCGCUGGAAUCGUUGCGCGAGGUGGACCAGGAAAUGGAACAUCAGCAUACCGAGUACGAGGCUGAGCUGCGUGCGGAAAUCGACUCUCAACGGCUAUCGUUGCAGGAACUGAAGCAGGCUGCAUUGGACCAGAAAACUGUUCUUGAGGACAAGGAGCGCACAAUUGCGCGCUUCCGCGAUCUUGCCCACAGUCACCGCGAAGAGAUUGCGCAGCUGAAGGCGAAGCUUCGUGUGGAGAGUGGUGCGGUGGAGUCACUGAAGGAUACUGCACACUUGGCGCUGAACCAGACGAUGGGGCUGCGCGCCCUUGUAGCAGCUGCACGUGAGCACGAAACUGAGGCAGCUAAACAAAAGAUCAUCGCUGAGCAGGCUAGACUGGAGAACUCGUUCUUGCGCGCUGUGGUGCCGAACUCGAUCUUCUCAGAGACCGACCAGAAGGUUCUUCGUGUCCGGUUGACGCUAGGACGCAUUGCAGGCAAAUCGGACAUCUUGCUGCAGCACUUGAAGAAGGAUCUGGAUACCGUCGUCCAGCAACCAACGAGCAGCCCUCAGGAGGGCGAAAAGGAUGAUGGCAGCGUCUCCAUUGCGGGUGUGAGCGUGGAACAGUUGGUACUGGGUGAUAAGUUGGCGGCAGUCUCGUGCCAAGCCAAGGAAGACCUAUUCAUGCUGGAAUGCCACCUGACUACGGAGGACGAAUUCUCCCAGGGCUGCUCAGCACUCGACACCUCGCAGACGUCGGCGUUGGAGAGUGUGCUGGACUCGGCUCUGUCUGCGUUCUCCGAAGGUGCUCUGUUCAAUGGUGCCCGUGGUGGUGGCGAUGUUGCUUCGCUGUAUGAUCGCCUUGUGCAGACCUCGGAUGAGUGGCAUGCUGGUCGAGUCACUCAGGUUUCAUCAUCCGUGGGUGCUGAGAGCUUCAGUGCUCGCUGCGCAGUGGUCAAGUUGCGUGCGCGAAAAAAUGUGGCGAAGAUGGCUUUCUCGAUCUCUGCAAUGGUCACCUUCUUGCGCGCGACCAAGAACCUCAUUGCUAGCCCCGAGAUGCCUGACGAUGCACAAACUGCAGCGCUACGGACGGACUUGCUUCCGGUUCUGGACAAAUGUCUUGGCGAGCUGCUCUCAGUGCUGAAUGUUGCGCAGCUAUUCUACCGCCGCGCAGAGAUCGAUCUAGCUGCCUCAGAUGAUGAUCUGGACGGUCUUGUGGCUGCUGGCGGCGAGACCGUGACUUCUAUUCAGAGCUACGCCAUGGAGGCUCAGUCGCUAGCUAGUGCGCUGCAAUCGCAGUUGUCCCAGGAUGGUCUUCUGGAGCACGCUAAAUCAGCGGAAGAGUUGGUGCAGUUCACGCAACAGGCUAUCUAUGACCACACUGUGGCGUUCAAGGAGAAGCUGGCUCUGCUGUUCAAGUUGGUGUGUCGUGGUGCCUUCACCGAUGCUGUGGCUCCACGUACUCGCAAUGAGCAUGGGGAUGGAGCUAAUGGUAGACCGCAAUGGCGCAUCCGUGCCCAGGCUAUUCACCAGGAGCUCGUGGAUGCUUCGACGCUGCGUAGCAAUUUGGCUGAGAUGACAGAGCUGUGCAAUGCGCUACACCAGCGUAUCCGAGAGUUCGAGCGCGCGGAUAGCCAACACCGCGUGGUGGCCCAGAAACUGGAGAGCCAAGUGCUGCAGCUGACGGAGAGCGUGGCUGCCAUGACGAGUGAGAAGUCUCAGCUGGAGGCGCAGCUUGCAAAGGAGCGCGAGCAGUUCGACGUUGCGCUUGACGAGUCGAACAAGGAGAAGACGUUGUUGAACUCGCUCAACCGGGAUCUUCGCAAGCAGCUGAAACGCUCGAGCGACGCUGGCAGCGCGGCCAAGGCCGGAAAUGCCAGCGCUGGGGGCGGCAAGGGGUCAGCCAUGAGCGCAGCAGACGCCGACGCAUUCCGACGCGCUUUCCAGCAGCUCCACAACGAGCUGCACACUGUGCGCUCGACGCUUGCGAAGGAGCGAUUGGAGAAGUUGCUCGGAUCAAGUGCCAGCGCGAGCUCCCGUGCUUCCCAGGCAGCAAAACCUUCGGAUCGGUUGACGAAAUCGCUCAAGGAGGUGGCAACGUUCUCGCGCCAGGUUAAGGCUCAGCUGUCGAUGCCGCGUUUGGUGGAUCUCAAGCGAGCCGCGUCACCUACGGGCACUUCAGCACACGCGCAGCUCUUGGCUGAAAAGCUGCAGCAGUCGCGCGCGCAGCGGGACCUGGCAGCCCUUCGUGAACGCGUCGGAGCCGCUAUGCGCAAGGACGGUUGGGGCCAGGACGUCACGAACGCUAUCACUCGCGGCGAGAGCGUGUUUGGCUGGCAACCGCCGGAGAUGGAGCGGCCGCCCGUGCUUCUAGGUCGCGUGAAGCUGGGCGACAGUGGUGCCAGCAACUCGCAGUCCGUGCAGCUCGUGUUGAACCGCUCCGAGUACUCGCGCACAAUCUCCGCGGACAUGGGCGUCGGAUUCUCCUCGACUCGCCGCUGGGAUGGCUCCACCAUUACCUCACAGCAGGGCAAGCUGGUCAUCGUGACAGGCGCCAACUGCGGUAUCGGCUUCGAGACGGCCAAGACUUUGGCACUGCGCGGGGCUCAUGUGGUGCUGGCCUGUCGAGACGAAAGCCGCGGCCGCCAAGCGCUGGAGUCCAUCCGUCGAGCUCUGAGCCGGGAGGCCAGUGAUGCUGUCGGUGAAGUGGAGUUGAUGCUGCUGGACUUGGCCGAAGGCGACAGCAUCCGUGACUUCGCUCGCGCCUUUCGAGCCAAGUUCGACCAUCUGGACCUGCUGAUCAACAACGCGGGGGUGGCGUGUCCGCCGCAGCGACACAACUCGAGAGGCUUGGAGAGCACGUUCGCCAUCAACCACCUGGGCCACUUCUACCUGACGAGUUUGCUGUGGGAUCUGCUGCGCCGGUCGAAUCCGCAGGCGCGAGUGGUGAAUGUCUCGAGCGGUCUGCACCAUGCUGCCAAGUUGGACUUCGCCAUGAUGGGACACACCCCGGGCAAUUCCAUGAGCGACUACGCCGAGUCCAAGAUGGCCAACGUGCUGUUCACGUACGAACUGCAGCGACGGCUGCAAGCUGCAGGCGUUGAGAACGUUUUGUCCGUGGUGGUGCACCCUGGAGUUUGCCACACGGAGAUUUGGAACAAGUACAUCCGCACCAAGCUCGCGGGGUGGCCAUUCCUGCAGUGGCUGGCGAGGUGGGCGAUCUGGCUGCUGCCGUUCCUACCGCAGAGGAUUGGAGCUUUGCCCACGCUGUACGCAGCGACCGUGGAGAGCGCAGCCAAGGCACUGGCGGCGCAUGGGGCGCACGUGAUUCUCGCGUGCCGCAAUGAGGGCCGCGCUCGACGCGCCGAAGAGCUGAUCCGCGAAGAGCUGACCAAGCUACCUAGCGAUGUCGUGGGGUCGGUCGAGUUCAUGCAGGUGGACGUGGGUGACGCCGAUACCGUCCGCGAGUUCGCUCGUGCAUUCCACGACAAGUUCGACCACCUCGACCUGCUGAUCAACAACGCCGGAGUGUCAGUGCCCGCUCAGCGCCACAUGCCCAACGGACUGGAGGCUCACUUUGCUGUCAACCACGUCGGCCACUUCUACCUGACGAGCUUGUUGCUGGACUCGCUGCGUCGCUCCAAGGGCCAAGCUCGCGUAGUCAACGUUAGCAGUCUCGCCCACUACUUCGCCUGGAUGUACCUGGACUUCUCGACGCUGGGCCACACCCGCGGCAGCCUUCGCGACUACCUGACGUCCAAGAUGGCCAACCUGCUCUUCACGUACGAGUUGCAGCGUCGCCUGCAGUCCGCACAGGUUGAGAACGUGGUGGCAGUGGCGGCGCACCCUGGAUUGACACACAGCGACAUCUGGAACCGCUACUACCGCAGCACGUUCCCAUACUGGCUGGCUGAGCUCUUCGUGUGGCUGGUGUCGUGGCUGCCGUUCAUGACGUCGCAGAUGGGCGCGCUCCCCAUUCUGUACGCUGCGACCGUGAAGAGCGUCAAGGGCGGGGAGUACUAUGGCCCCAACGGCUUCCUGCACAUGCGUGGCUACCCCGCUCUCGAGGCAGGCGCCAAAGGUACACCUCUUCUUGCUCCGCUCUACGUGCCCGCCAUGAAGGUCAAGACGAUUUCCCGCGUGGAGAAGGACUUCACGCAAGAGGUGCAGUCCGACAAGCUCAAGGUCUUCCGCAACUAUGACCCGGCCCUCCACCCGUUCGAGCGGCCGCGCGAGUACACGCGAGCCCUGAACGCCGUGAAGCUCGAGCGCUUGUUCGCUAAGCCCUUCAUCGGCGCGCUGGACGGCCACUGCGACGGAGUGACGGCGCUGGCCACAAACCCCAAGAGCCUGGUGGCGUUCGUGAGUGGCGCGGCGGAUGGAGAGGUGCGCGUGUGGGACCUGCCGCGCCGCAAGUGCGUCUGGAACGUGUAUGGCCACCGCGGCUUCGUGCGCGGCCUGGCGGUGACCCCGGACGGCAACACUUUCUACUCGUGCAGUGAGGACAAAACGGUGAAGCAGUGGGCGCUGCGCGUCAAGGACGAGGACGACGACGUGCCGACGGCGCUGGCCACCUUCACGUCCAAGGAGCCGUUCCUGGGUAUUGACCACCACUGGUCUCAGAAUAUGUUCGCCACGUGCGGCUCCAAGGUGCAGGUGUGGGAUCCUUCGCGCUCGACGCCCACGCACGAGUUCGCGUGGGGUGCCGACUCGAUCAACUCGGUGCACUUCAACCCGGCGGAGGCUUCGCUGCUGGCUUCUACAGGCUCGGACCGCAACAUCACGCUGUACGAUAUCCGCAUGGCGUCUUCGAUGCGUAAAAUCGUCAUGGAGAUGCGGUCCAACGCGCUCGCCUGGAACCCAAUGGAGCCCAUGAACUUCACAGUCGCCAACGAGGACCACAACCUGUACACGUUCGACAUGCGCAAGAUGAACCGCGCGAUGAUGGUGCACAAGGACCACGUUUCGGCAGUAAUGGACGUGGCUUACUCGCCCACGGGUCGGGAGUUCGUCGCGGGCUCGUAUGACCGCACGAUCCGCAUCUUCAACGUGCGCUCGGCGAAGAGCCGAGAGGUUUACCACACUCAGCGCAUGCAGCGCAUCUUCUCCGUCAAGUUCAGCGCCGACGCCAACUUCGUGCUGUCGGGUAGUGACGACACCAACAUCCGCAUCUGGAAGGCUGAAGCGUCCAAGAAGCUCUCCAAGAUGGCCCCCCGUGAGCGCCGCAAGAUGGAGUACAACGAGUCGCUCAAGGAGCGCUACCAGCACCUGCGCGAGAUCAGCCGCAUCUCCAAGCACCGGCACGUGCCCAAGGCCAUCAAAAAGGCGGCCGAGGCCAAGCGCGAGGCCAGCGCGCGCGAGCAGAAGAAGAUGGCCAACCGCCGCGCCCACGCCAAGGAGGGCGCCGUGCCGCACACCAACAUCCGAGAAAAGGUCGUCGUCCGCGAAAUGGAGUAG
Messenger RNA from Phytophthora sojae, 7056 nucleotides. RefSeq lists its product as hypothetical. The transcript has 13 exons. The record is from RefSeq and is a predicted model, not a curated record. Gene Ontology annotation, biological process: maturation of SSU-rRNA from tricistronic rRNA transcript (SSU-rRNA, 5.8S rRNA, LSU-rRNA). Lineage: Eukaryota; Oomycota; Peronosporomycetes; Peronosporales; Peronosporaceae. Gene Ontology annotation, cellular component: nucleolus; small-subunit processome. Gene Ontology annotation, molecular function: protein binding. The coding region runs from base 1 to 7056 and encodes 2351 amino acids.